AUGAAUCGAGCUCGCCAUGGCGGCAAUCCCUCCAAACCGAGCGGCGAGAAAGCUCAGCUCGUCUUGGCUUACCAAGAACUAGGGAACGAGCUACACUCCACUCAGCUCAAGGUCGUCGGCAACUACACCCUCGGCAGGAUCAUUGGAGAAGGCAGCUUCGGUACGGUCAGGCUGGGUAUCCAUCGCCUCACGGGCUCCCGAGUGGCGAUCAAGCACAUCCCCAAGUCAUCCUCACCGCCCCUGCUGACCCGUGAGAUCCAUCAUCACCGUCGGCUCCAUCAUCCCAACGUCGUCCAACUCUAUGAGGUCAUCGCAACCGAACACUCGAUCUGGCUCAUCACCGAACUCUGUUCCGGCGGCGAGCUAUUUGAUUACCUGGUCGAAAAGACCCGGUUUACCGAGUUCGAGGCCCGUCGUCUCUUCGGCCAGAUCUGUCUCGGCCUCGGCUAUGUCCACGGCAAGGGCGUCGUCCAUCGGGACCUCAAGCUGGAGAACGUCCUACUAGAUGAGCGCUGUAAUCCAAAGCUGGCCGACUUUGGUUUUGGACGCGAAUUCGAACCACGCAAGCUACUCGACACCUUUUGUGGUACAACUGGCUAUGCAGCGCCAGAGAUGCUUGCUGGCAAGAAAUACCUUGGAGAGGAGGUUGACAUUUGGUCUUUGGGGAUCAUCCUCCACGCCUUGCUGACUGGGAGUCUCCCGUUCGAUGACGAUGACGAGGAGCAGAUGAAAUCGAUGAUAAUGGCCGGCCAUUUUGAAAUUCCAACAUUCCUCAGUAAUGAGGCUUGUAAUUUGAUUCAAUCCAUCCUGCAGCAGGAUCCCAAAGCCCGGCCAUCGAUCGAAAAGAUCCUUUCACAUCCUUGGUUCACCACACCACCCUUGCAGCACUCCUUCGGUGAGGCCGAACCACUUUCCAGGCCAUCGCCCAUCAUCGAAGAAGCUCAGCAGUUACCCAAAUCACCGUCUACUUCGCUUGGAACACUUGCCUCAGUCGAUCCACCCAACCAGACACCUUCAAGAGCUUCUCAGCCCAUUCCAUCCAAUCAUGCCAACAAAUCCAGCCAUUCAGUCUUCGACUCGGAUGCAUCUGGACCCAGCAGCAAAGAAAGCGACUUGAGCGUCUCCUCAGGCCGGAGUAGUACAAGUUCGCCUGUCACAUCUGAGGAUCUACCAGCUCAGAUGCCUGCAAUUCCUGACUUGGGUCUCUCAUCUUCCGACUGCUCAGCAGGUCAUCCAAAGCCGAGUACCGCUUCAAAUUCCCAGUUGUCGCCCCUUCUCAAACACUCCAACAGCUCCCACUCAACCAUCAAGAAUUCACAGUCUUCAAUUCCACACAACCCUCUCCAACAUCUGCCCACGCAUGCCGAGGAUGAAAGUGACACGACACUAUUUGAAUCGAAUCUCUCACCGAACGCUGAGUCAGACCCUACCUCGCCUCAGUCAUCCAAUCUCUCACAUCCAAACGCCAGGGCAGGUACAUCAAAACCCCGCCCUUUGUCCAUUCUUUCCUGUGUGCCCUCCUCACUUGCACAUCCUCAAAUUCGUACACCCUCUCGAACAAAGCGGCGGUCAGUUGGGAGCACCCUAUCGGAGCGAAUAGGCCCUUUUGAGGAUAGUGCUACAUCCGAUUUUGCUACUCCUACCACCAAUCAAGCUCGACUUUCAACCUCAUCACUGUUUACUGUUGUCAUUGAUUACGUCGGUGCACUGAAAGCUACCACUCAAGCCCCUCUUUUGAGCCCAGAUGAUUUGAUUUUCAUGAAAUCUUUGAGCGUCCUAGGCUUUGAUACUGGUCAAAUCAUUCACUCAGUCCAAUCUUAUGCCUGCGAUUCAUCAGGAGCAUUAUGGUGGCUGCUGAAAAGGAAAAAGGAAAAACAAAGUGUCAGUCGGGAUGAGGCAGAGCGAGAUUCAAAUGACGCUGCGAGCAAAGAUCCUUUCAACACCCAAGGUCCGCUUGAGAUUCAAUCCCCCGACUCUGUGGCCAAGGACGAGUUCUUGCCUAGUUCAGUCGUGAUAUCAGCCCCUAUUUCAUCUUCUUCCAACGUUGGCGUACCAGUCAUCAGUCCACCCGAAGACUCUUCCCCGACUACCAAUCUUUCCAGGAAGCCAACAACCCCCAGCAAAACAAAAAUAACACUCUCGAGCUCCCCGAGGACAGAACCAUCGCUCAAUUUAAUCAAAGUUGAGAAAGAAGCUGGGAUGGAGAACCCUAUCCUCACUGGACAUCGAUCGUAUCUGAAUCUGAAGGCGAACUUUGGCUCUACUAGGAGCAAUCCGUUUACUACUUCUCCGGGCAACUUCAAUGAUGAUACCUGCUCCAGCACCUCCUCAGCAAAACUCGACACACUCUCUAGCUCCGACAAAGAAACUCCUUGCAUCACUGUUGACUUGGCAGCACCGACCAAGAAAUCAACUGCCGAUCUAAGGAAACGAAGCCAGUCAGUUAGCAUGUUACAACGUGCUACCCAUGCUCUAGGCACCAAAAAGUCAGCCGACGAUAAACAUAAGAGUCGCAGUCGAGAGGGGAGCUCAACUCAUGACGGAGAUGAAAAGCAUGGUCAUGAAAAGGUCUCCAAGAAAGAGAUCAAAGCUCGUGAGAAAGAGAGCAAGAUGGAAGAACAUCCAAAGCCAUCUGGUAGCCUACCCCUGUCUGGCUUUCCUCGGGGGGAUCGGAGAAAUCCGUCGACAGAAGCGGGCACAGGUCAAAAGAACUCGACGUCCCAGCCGAAACGUGUCUUGUAG
Messenger RNA from Puccinia graminis f. sp. tritici CRL 75-36-700-3, 2742 nucleotides. Its product is annotated as CAMK/CAMKL/MARK protein kinase. NCBI's taxonomy places the organism in Eukaryota, Fungi, Basidiomycota, Pucciniomycetes, Pucciniales, Pucciniaceae. Gene Ontology annotation, molecular function: protein serine/threonine kinase activity; ATP binding. Bases 1 to 2742 code for a protein of 913 amino acids. The record is from RefSeq and is a predicted model, not a curated record. The transcript has 6 exons. Gene Ontology annotation, biological process: intracellular signal transduction; protein phosphorylation. Gene Ontology annotation, cellular component: cytoplasm.